Messenger RNA from Melitaea cinxia (Glanville fritillary), 1499 nucleotides. RefSeq names its product dynactin subunit 2 (gene DCTN2-p50). The coding region runs from base 107 to 1219 and encodes 370 amino acids. Gene Ontology annotation, biological process: mitotic spindle organization. Gene Ontology annotation, cellular component: centrosome; cytoplasm; dynactin complex. The transcript has 9 exons. The record is from RefSeq and is a predicted model, not a curated record. Lineage: Eukaryota; Metazoa; Arthropoda; Insecta; Lepidoptera; Nymphalidae.
UCACUGCCGUUUCUGACGUCAUCUUUACUAAAUAAAGGAUACAUUGUAAAAAUAUAAAAUAAACUAAUAAAGUAGAGUAUAAACUAUAUUAUUCAUCUAUUGUAAAAUGGCAGAUCCAAAAUACGAAAACCUUCCAGGCAUAGCUUACGACCAACCUGAUGUCUAUGAAACCGGUGAUUUGCCGGAGGCAGACCAGCCCGAACCGUAUGAAGAAGAAGAGAAUGAUAGCAUUGAACAAUUACAUCUUUCAGUGAAAGAUUCAUUCAACAAGUUCAAAGGGAAAUUUCUCACAGGAAAUGUGGACUUUUCGGACAGAUUAAGUAGAAAAAAUCGUAUUGGAUACAGGGCCGGUGAGUGGGAGUUAGCUGCUGAGGGUGAGCCAGAAACAGCUCUACAACGCUAUAACCGACUUCGCUGUGAGUUCUCAGAGCUACUUGAACAGGUCACUGAACAACAGAAUAAAGCUACUGAAAGUGAAAAGGAGGAGCAUACAAAACUAGCAUCACAAAUCAACACAACAAAGAAACUUCUUGAAGAACUGAAGCUGGAAGAGGGUGAACAAGUUGAUCCAAAGGCUGAGAAAUUAAAAGAGUACCUGAGCACAAAUAGUAAGAAAAAACAUGGGGAAGUUGUAACAGCACAUCUAAAACUCAAGCCUGAGGUAACUCUGGCACAGACCACUAGGAUAGCUCAACUAGAACACAGAUUACAUAAGUUGGAACAAGCGGCCGGUGUGAGAGAUGAGGAAGCAUUCCGUAGGUUACAGACAGCUACGGGAGAGGUGACAUUGUGUGGAGCAGCAGCAACGCUCGCAAAUCAGGCCACAUUACUUCGUCCUGCGGAUUUAGCAGCGGCUGAAGCAAGAGUCACGUCGCUACUCUCAAAUGUAGAGGCUUUAAAGACAGCAGUUAAACCAGCAGAACCAGAGGUUGAAGCAAAGGUGAAAGAACUACAUAAACUGUUAAAACAAAUAGAUGGUGUGUCACAUUCCGAAAUCUUAGAACGAAUGGAGGCGCUUGAAGCUCUUCAUAAUCAAGCAAGUAACUUUGGAAAGUCAUUGACAGAGUUAGAAACGCUUCAAAGCACUAUAGCAAGCGGUGUUCAGAAUAACAAAGAGCUACUCCAGGGAGUCCAAGAAGUAUUUGCUCAUAAUAUUGACAGUCUACAGAAAGAAAUUAAAAAAUUAGACGAGAGAAUCAGCAAGUUAGCGACUGCAUGAUGAUACAAAAAUGUUUAGAUGGGCUUAAAAUUAUUUUUUUUAAUCCGUAGUCAGAGUUGCAAUGUAAAAAAGUUUAUUGGCAUAAUAACGUUUUGAAAUUAUUUGAUUUCUAAGAUAUAAUUUAGAGGAAACUUUUAAGGGUCUGAGAAACUUGUGCAUUCACUAACACAAUACCUAGUUUUGAAUUAGUAACAGGAUUUCAGUGUCAAAUUAAAAGAUUAAUUUUCCAUCCGACUCAUAUUUGUUUUCUGUAUAAAAUAUAAAUGACUUACUUUACAAC